Molecule: messenger RNA, 1836 nt
Organism: Arctia plantaginis
Lineage: Eukaryota; Metazoa; Arthropoda; Insecta; Lepidoptera; Erebidae
Source: the annotation of a GenBank genome assembly
AUGGCUACUGCGAGUUUGUAUCAUCCGUACGACACGGGUGACUUGUCGCAUGAGGUGGAUCGGGACGGGGCGGCUCAGCAGGAGGCCGCGGCUGAUGCGGCCGCGCUGCACGAGCGACUCGUGGCCUACGUGCACGCCCUCGCACCCCCCCACGAGGCUCGAUCGGGCGUAUGGGUGGAGCACUCGUACGCGAGAGCGCGGGGGGCGAGCCACGCGCCCUCCUCGCACGUGCGCGUCCUGCUGGCGCCGCGCUCAGAACUGCCUACCGACGUCGUGGACGUGGAGCGCGACGACGCUCCACCUCCUUCUCCGCCGUCCGCCCCCUCGUCACUCUCGCCCCGCGCGUCCCGCGAGCCCUCGCCCGACGACGUCGACGUCGAGGUCGACGAGGAGUGGGAGGCGCGCGUCACGGCGCUCGCACCUAGCGCCGCGCACGCCGCUCUAGCCGAGCACACGCUCGAUACUUUGCGGCGGAUGCGGCUGGCGCGUCUGGCCGGCGGCCGCGCGACCGAAAGCGAGCAUCUCCGAGUCGCGGCGCGACGGAUGCGACACGCGCUCGCCAGAGCCGCGUCUGCGCCGGGGGCGGCCGCGCCCUGGCUUCACGCCACGCUGCUGGCCUACGCACCCCGCGCGGAGCGCCGCCUGUACGACGCGCUGCUGUGCGAGUUGGCGCGCGCCGCGCCCCGCCUGGCGGCGCGCCUCACGGGCGGCCGCGCGCCGCCGCCUCGUCGGGACCCGCUUGCGAGCGUCGGCGCGGCGCUCGGGCCCGAGGGUCCGGGCCCUUGGCUCGUGUGGGUGGGCGCAGGCGGCGAGCGCCAAGACCGGCGCUGGCUGCGGCGUCUGGGCGCGCUGCUGCACGUGCGGGCGCUGGCGGCGCCUGCGUCGGGCCCCUCGGCCCCCGAGGCGUGGUGCGCGGCGGUGGCGAGCUCGAUGCGUACCGCGCUCGCCGACGUCCUCGCUGAGGCGGGCGACCGGUCCGUGAUCCUGGGCGGCUUCGGAGCGGGCGCAUCGCUGUGCGCGGCGUUGGCGGCCAACCUCGCCCCCCCCUCCGUGCGCGGACUGGUGCUGCUGGCGCUGCCGCUACUCACCGCGGAAGGCCCGCGCGACUCGCCCGACGACCUGCUGGCCGAGCUGCGCCUGCCGCUACUUCUGGUGGCGGGCACCGGCGCGGGCGCAUGUCCGCUGGGCGCGCUGCGCGGCCUGGCCCGCGCUCGCGACCCCCCGCACCCCCCGCGCCGCGUCCUCGAGGUGCGCGGCGCCGACGACUCGCUGCGCUUGCCGGCCGCGCUGCGUCUGCGCCGCCGCCUGCCGCAGCACGCUCUCGACGCGGCCGUCGCGGAGGAGUGCGCGCGCUGGGCGCAGGAGACGGCGGAGGGCGGCGCGCCGCGGCCGGCCCGGCGCCGCGCCGCUCCGGACCACGAGGAGUACGCGCACCUGCCCGCCGCCGCCAGGGCGGCGCCGGAGAGCGCGCGCGUGGUGUCGCGCGGCUCGGGCGCCACGCCGCUCGCGCUGCUGCCGCCGCGCCGCGCUCCGCCCCCCGCGCCCGCCGCGCCCCCCGCGCCCGCGCCCGCCGCCCCCCCCCGCGCUGGCCGCCGCCGACAUCAUGCGCCUGCCCAUCGUGUUCGCGGACGACGAGCCGCCCGUGACGGUGACGAGCGGGCGCUACGCGCGCGUGGUGCUGGCGCCGCGCGCGCGCCCGCUCGUGCUGCGCCGCGCGCUGCGCCUGGUGCCGCGCGCCGCCCGCGCCCCCCGCGCCCCCCGCGCCCCCCGCGCCGCCGACCGCUGACCAGAGAUCGUUCGCUUCGGUCGUUCCAUGUUCUGUAUAUAAAUAUGUAA